Molecule: messenger RNA, 590 nt
Organism: Achroia grisella
Lineage: Eukaryota; Metazoa; Arthropoda; Insecta; Lepidoptera; Pyralidae
Exons: 3
Coding region: 143-493 (116 amino acids)
Source: RefSeq, a predicted model, not a curated record
UCAGUCCAUGCGCGAACUUUUAGCCGCACACAUCUCCCAUAAAAAUUGUACCUACUGAAAAGUUGUAUUUACUUCAGUGCAAUAUUAUACUGAAAGGAUAUUAUUUUGUAUAUCGGAUUAAUAAGAGAAAUAAAAAAUCACAAUGUCUGAAAGCAAGACUCUGGAAGCUGGCCAGCAACUAGUGAAAAAGACUAUGGAUGAAGUAAUUCAACAACGACAAACAACUGAAAGAAUAUCUAUUCAAGCAAGACAAGAGUUUCGUGAACAUUAUCAAGAAAGUUAUGAAGAAGAAUUUCAAGAGGAAACCUUUAUUGACGAAUAUGGCAACGAAACUACAAAGAGAGUAGAGUCCAGUAGCGAGAGCAAAGAACAUUCUAAAAGUGCUGACGUAAGAGUAAAAGCGUCAGGGCUAAAUGCAGAGCAAGUAAAAGCUCUAACAGACUGCGCAAACCAAGCAGGACAACUGGCACUGGACUCGAAGGCUGCUAAUUGAACCAUGUUCCUUAAGCACGCGGGUUGUGGUUUCCCGAAAAGUGAUAAAGACUGUGUCCAGUGUUCCUUAUUUUAUGUUCAUCAUUUAAUAUAUAAGU